AUGUCCCCAAAUCCGGAAGACAAACAGCAUUCCCGGAAAAUGUCAGUCUCGUAUGCGAACAGACUUCCAACUACUAGUAGCAGCUCUCAAACGCUCCCCUCGUUUCGCGAGCUGCUCCCGCCUCACUUGCACGAAGAGAUAGAGUCUAGCUCAUAUUUGACGUCGCUCCGGAAUCGUCCGCACGAACGGGGACUAUCUGCGGGCGAGCAUCGGUUACAUACAGAAACAGGUCGUCUACCAUAUGUACCGUCCCCCAAACCAAGUUUUCCUCCACUACCACCAGCCUACUCUGCCGCGCCGAGCAGGGUGGAGCAAAGUCAACUUAGGGACCAUGGACCCUUGCAACCACAGCAGCAGCAAUAUGUCUCGUCCUAUAGACAGCGUCAGAUUCUUCCCCCCAUCCGUGACAUUCACCCUGAAGGCAGCGUGGGCACACCAGCCGGUCAUCCAUUUCCGGAAAGCAGAAGAACCAUCUCCUCGCGGCCCGAUUCCUUCUCUUCACAGGACUUUCCGCCUGCAACUUACGUAGAUGCCCCGCGCGCCUUUGGCACGACUGGCCAGACUGGUCUGUCGCGCAGUGAUCGAAGGAACGCCGACCCGUACGCACCAGGUGACAGCGGCCCGCCAUUCUUACACGGCCAAGCGCCGUAUUCAUAUAUCCCAGCAAUCCAUCAUGGGGAUCUGGAGUCGCCCUCCCGGCAAAUACCACUGCAUCAUCAGCAACCCAAUUUUGGCGUUAUUGGGGACGCGACAGAUCCCAAGAUCAAACGAAGGCGAGGGAAUCUUCCCAAGCCCGUGACCGAUAUACUCCGAGCCUGGUUCCAUGAGCAUCUGGACCAUCCCUAUCCCAGUGAGGAAGACAAGCAGAUGUUCAUGACUCGUACUGGAUUAUCCAUCAGCCAGAUCAGCAACUGGUUCAUCAACGCCAGGCGACGCCAGCUCCCUGCUCUUCGUAAUCAGAUGCGGAGCAGCGGAAGUGAUCGAGACGGUCGGCGACAAUCCCCUUCAAGCGACGCGGAAAUUGCAUCUCAAGACUCGAUUUCGUCCCCAAAUCGGUCAAUGGAUUCUUACAGAUCUUGA
Molecule: messenger RNA, 1080 nt
Organism: Monascus purpureus
Lineage: Eukaryota; Fungi; Ascomycota; Eurotiomycetes; Eurotiales; Aspergillaceae
Source: the annotation of a GenBank genome assembly